CGGCUAUCCAUUCAACGAGAGAGAAGGAAAAGAAAAUGUACUAUUGUCUUGCUUCUUGUGCGUUUCCGUCUUCCCACACCACUCUACACCUCCGCAACAAGCUCUCGCCUUUUCUCUUCCGCCGCAAUCGCAGCCAUCAAACUCUGCAACUUUGCCGUAGAAAUUUUCAGAUUAGAGCAAUGAGAGCUGUGAUCCAGAGAGUCUCAUCUUCCUCCGUCACGGUGGAUGGUAGAAUCGUGUCGGAGAUUGGGCCUGGUCUCUUAGUUUUAAUCGGAAUCCAUGAAUCAGAUACAGAUGCUGAUGCUGAUUACAUGUGUCGGAAAGUUUUAAACAUGAGGUUGUUCACUAAUGAAGCCACUGGCAGAGGAUGGGACCAAAACGUAAUGCAGAGGGGUUAUGGAGUUUUACUUGUUAGUCAGUUUACAUUGUACGGCUUCAUGAAAGGUAACAAACCUGAUUUUCACGUCGCUAUGCCGCCUGAGAAGGCGAAACCCUUUUACGCUUCUUUGAUUGAGAGAUUCCAGAAAGCAUAUAAUAAGCCUGAUGCUGUGAAAGAUGGUGUGUUUGGAGCUAUGAUGAAGGUUAAUCUUGUAAACGACGGUCCAGUCACUAUGCAGCUCGAGUCACCCCAAUCCUCCAAGAAUGAGACCAAGGCAUCAACAGAAUCAUAAGAUCAGUCAACUUGUCUUUUUUGCUGAAAUAUGAUAGAAUAUACAUUCAUGUGAAAACAUUCAUAGUUCAUUGAAAACUGUAACUCUUUAAGUCCUACGCUACUUGUUUUUGCUUUUAGCACAAUGCAAAGCCUCUUGAGUUGCUAAAA
Messenger RNA from Brassica oleracea var. oleracea, 820 nucleotides. Its product is annotated as D-tyrosyl-tRNA(Tyr) deacylase. Bases 36 to 671 code for a protein of 211 amino acids. The record is from RefSeq and is a predicted model, not a curated record. Gene Ontology annotation, biological process: tRNA metabolic process. The transcript is spliced from 8 exons. Gene Ontology annotation, molecular function: D-tyrosyl-tRNA(Tyr) deacylase activity. Gene Ontology annotation, cellular component: cytoplasm. NCBI's taxonomy places the organism in Eukaryota, Viridiplantae, Streptophyta, Magnoliopsida, Brassicales, Brassicaceae.